This is a messenger RNA of Rhinolophus ferrumequinum (greater horseshoe bat), 5533 nucleotides long. It is a transcript of the gene GXYLT2, whose product is annotated as glucoside xylosyltransferase 2. The record is from RefSeq and is a predicted model, not a curated record. Gene Ontology annotation, biological process: protein O-linked glycosylation via N-acetylgalactosamine. Gene Ontology annotation, molecular function: UDP-xylosyltransferase activity. The coding region runs from base 67 to 1398 and encodes 443 amino acids. NCBI's taxonomy places the organism in Eukaryota, Metazoa, Chordata, Mammalia, Chiroptera, Rhinolophidae. The transcript is spliced from 7 exons.
CCGCCCUGCGCGCCGCGAUGCGUAGACUGGCCGCGCUGCCCGGGGCUGCCGCUGCCGCGCCGCACCAUGAAGCUCCGCAGUAAGGCGACUGCGUUGCUCCUGCUCGCGCUGGUCACGCUGCUGCUCGUGCUGCUGACCCUGCGCACUGGCCGCGCCGAGCCCCCAGCGCCACUUGCGCGCCCCGCGUCAGCCCCGCAGCGCCGUCCCACGCCGGCCCCCGCUCGCCUCCUGGGCCCCGGCGCCUUCCCGGGGGCGGGUCGGGGCGCUCAGAGGCGCCGGCCACCGCGCCCGCGCCCGCGAGCUGGCCGCUGGGGCGCGGCGAGCCUGGAAAAGUUGGCGAGGAGGCCUGGAGAACCAAGGAAUGUCCAUGCUGUGCUGCCACGUAGGCUCUGGAUGCACCUGGCCGUGGUAGCCUGUGGCAAUAGGCUGGAGGAGACACUGGUCAUGCUUAAAUCAGCUGUGCUCUUUAGCCACAGGAAGAUGCAAUUUCAUAUUUUCACAGAAGAAUCUCUGAAGCCCGAGUUUGAGAAGCAGUUACGACAGUGGCCUGACUCAUAUACAAAGAAGUUUGAGCACAGAAUCUACCCAAUCACAUUUUCAGUUGGAAACCCUCAGGAAUGGAAGAAAUUAUUCAAACCCUGUGCUGCCCAGAGACUCUUUCUUCCGGUGAUUUUAAAGGAUGUGGACUCACUUCUCUAUGUGGACACCGAUGUUCUCUUUCUGAGACCUGUUGAUGACAUCUGGAAGCUUCUGAGGCAGUUUAAUUCCACCCAGCUUGCAGCCAUGGCCCCAGAACAUGAAAUCCCCAAGAUCGGCUGGUACAGCCGCUUUGCUCAGCACCCUUUCUAUGGCUCUGCAGGAGUUAAUUCAAGAGUCAUGCUAAUGAAUUUAACACGUAUAAGAAGUGCCCAUUUCAAGAACAGCAUGAUUCCAACAGGCUUGGCUUGGGAGGACAUGUUGUACCUUCUGUACCAGAAGUACAAGAAUGCCAUCACGUGGGGAGACCAAGAUUUAUUAAAUAUUAUUUUUUAUUUCAAUCCAGAGUGUCUCUAUGUGUUCCCCUGCCCAUGGAACUACCGUCCCGACCACUGCAUGUAUGGAAGCAACUGCAGAGAGGCUGAGCUUGAAGGGGUGUCUGUUCUGCAUGGGAACCGAGGAGUCUUCCAUGAUGACAAACAGCCAACUUUCAAAGCCCUCUAUGAAGCAAUACGGGAUUUUCCCUUUCAAGACAAUCUCUUUCAAUCCAUGUAUUACCCUCUUCAACUGAAGUUUUUGGAAACUGUGCAUACUUUGUGUGGACGAAUCCCACAAGUUUUUCUGAAGCAAAUAGAGAAAACUAUGAAAAGGGCUUAUGAGAAACACGUCAUCAUCCAUGUCGGCCCCAACCAGAUGCACUGAAUAUUUCGUAUUGUUGCAAGUCAAUUAGGCAUCUCAUAAAGAAGGAAAUAGUCAUCUCUAAGCUGCCUGCAUCUUUUUUGUGUGAAUAUUUAAAGGUGCUCCAUGACAACUGAGUUUUAAAAGCCUUGUUAAAUGUUGCUAAAUUAGUUGCCCCUAAAACGAAACAUGCUUUAAUUUUUUUUCUAAAGUGCUAUUUAUCUCACUGGUUUUUAAAAAAUAUAUUAUUACUCAUUUAACACUGUUCAAGCAGGUUGAGCUAGCUGUGAAAAGGAACUUUUUGUCAGCCUUCCAAUUCCUGUUAAGUUUCUGAGAAAAUAUCAGUGACAUCUGAGGCAGUAUAUUUAUCUUGUAUCCCUGCAGCUCUUUCUAUGCAAUUGGCUCCCCCUUACUGUUGUAAUAAAAGUAAUAUAUGCUUGUAAAACAAGCAAACAAAUUUUAAAAACUUGUAGAGAAUGUAGUUCAGUGAACCAAAAUCAAGAUUAGAUUAGCCAUAAUCCUACCAACCAGUGAAAAAGAUUGUUAUGUUUAAUGUAGUUCCUUUCAUUUUUAAAUUUCUAUAUUUUUUUUCCUAUUUCUAUAUUUACUCAUGGUUACCUUCCAUUGUAACACAUAUCUAAAACAAGUAGUCAGAGUAAAAGCUGGCCCCUAAGCUGAGAUUUUUAUGUAGGAGACUAAGAAGUUACACAAAAUGGUUAUUAUUACAGUGCGUUAUUUAAAAUACAUCUGAGAGAAACAUUCAGAUUUCAGCUAACUGAGCAGUGUUAAAAGAUGAAGCAUAUGUGGGGGUGUUUUUCUAAGAAAACUUAUUUACAUUUGUGGAAGACCAAAUCAUAAGAAACAUCUGUGCAACCAUAGCUUUUGAAGGAAAAUUCAGUAAUUGUAUUAAACCUACGGGGUCUGUUUAGCAAAGAAAUGUGAUUUUGUGUUUACCCACAGACAAAAAACAUUUUAUCUGUUGUAUCAUAAGUGGGUGUGGCCUCUUCUCUUUAAACUCUUGGGCAAUAGUUGGAAAUUAAAGGCUAACAUUAAAUUUAAUGUGUACUAAAUAGACUAAAUAGUUCAGCUGAUGCAUUGGCAAGAAAAUUCAACCUCCUACCAGCCUUAGAAAGUUCUCUUUAAAGUUUUGUUUUCUUCUCUAGAGUUACCCAGCUCGUAGCCAAGGAACGAGGCAGGUCUUAUCACCUAGCUACAGUAGAGGAAGUUCUAUAUUCUGUUCCCUAAAGGGAUCUGACUUAAGCCCUAGUUGCUCACUAACUGGUAUCAGCAUAAGGGCAUUUUGCAUAAUGCUUUAUUUAUUUCAAAAAAAAAAAAGUUUGAGCAUAAAUGAUCUCCUUAAUGCUCGCAACAGCCAUGUGAACUUAGUGGCCUGUAUUAUCUCUACUGGGUAAAUAAGUAAAUUGUAACACAAAGAAACAAACGUACCCAAUAUAAUUGCUAUUCUGUAAGAUAUACAGAUAUGUAGAAUAUACAUCCUAUUUUACAGAGAAAUAUUUGGAAACAAGCAUAUUAAAUGCUUUUCAUUACAUAUAGACAGCAAUCUGAAAGUAUAAGAUGAAACAUAAUAUUUUGUUAAUGUAAACAUGGUAUCUUAUAUAUUAAAAUUCAGGAGGACAUCAUAGGUUCUCUAUCAGUAGAUAAAGUCUUGCCCUGAAAAAAUAUAUGAAAAUCUCAGCACUGCAAAGAAAUAUAUAGAUAACAAUCAAUGCUGAUAUAUAGAACCAUUAUGGUAGUAGAAAAUUUAAAUCCGAAAUGUUAGAGUAAUAUCCCAUAUUUUCCCUUUGAUCAAUUUGUGGUUUAUUAUUUUUAUUAAGGAAAUUAUCAUUAUGAUGUGAAACUCUUAUCUUUACUGUUGUCUUUCAUGUUUCAUCAUUUCACCACUAAAGGUGACAUCAUUUAUUAUUUUAUAUCUAAUGGAUGUGGGGCAAUUUUUUUAUUGUCUUUUGGAUGGGGGAAAAUGCUAUAUACCCACAAACAGGGUUUUAGUGAUAGACCCAGGAUGUGGCCGUGAUUCCCUGACGUCUAUUCCAGUUUUCUUUGUACUAGGUCAGCAUGGCCAGUGAAACCUAUAAAUGUCACUCAGAUUUGUUGGUGGCUCACAGACCUAAAGAAGUUCCUUUCCUCUUUUGGUGAGUCCCACAAAAAUAUCUGUUAUAAAGACUUUGAAUUCAGCAAUGCCUUUUAUGAGGUUUACCCACAAUUCUCAACUAUUGGUUCUGGUUUGAACAUGCAGAAAGGAUUUCCAGUAAAGGUCAAUCAUACUUGUAGAACUCUAGAACAUUCUAGAAUGAUGCAUUAUGAGAAUGUAAAACCUUAGAAUUCAGUAUGGUUUUCUGCCUUGGAAUCCCUUUGCUGUAUCCUGAAAUUUUAAGUUAAUUUGGUGGAGAAUUUAGAGAAAAUUGGUUCUUCCAAUUCCUGCUGCCUGAAAUUCUCAUUAUUUUCUAUAGUUAGGAUGUUACCAUGAGGAACUAUGUUUUCUGCCUUUGAUAAUUCCCAGAAAACUACUACAUUAGUGCCUUUGAAAUUUAGUAACCACAAAUUUUAAUUCAGUGGACUCCUAAAAUAUGCAGUCUGUGGUCUGAAAUUUGCCAAAUUGUGUAUUACCUAAUAUGCCACAUUGAAUCUCUAUGGGAAGGACAUGAGUCUGGUUCUCUCUUCUCCUCCUCUCCUGUCUUGUCCUCUCCUAAUCUAUUCUCUUCUCAUUUCCUUUAAAGUUCUGUUGAGUACAUUUGAAUAUAGAAUUCCAUUGGAAAAUGAAAGAACACUUUCUAAUAGCAAAAUGUGACAGUAUUUUGGUAUGCAUUGAGAUUGAAAUUUUUAUUAGCCAGUUCCCUAGAAAUGCUGACAAUAUAUGUCUUGCUGAGUUUUUAUUUUUCCAAUAUACAUCUCAGAAAUUGAGACUUACGUUGAAAAUUUCAUAUUUAAAAAUUUAACUAAUUGGAAAAUCUACUUAAGUUUACCUUCAACUUUAAAAGUAACAAUUUGCAUUAGCAUAUAAUGUUCCAAGCUUUACAUUUAUUUGAGAUUUCUGUUACAUUUUCAAAGCUUCCACUGCAAAUUGCUGUGACUUUUACUGAAUUUAUUAUUGAAAGGGGUAUUUAUAUGAACUCAUAGAUGUUUAAGAGUAUUUAUCUUAUUGCAAUUAUGGUGUUCAUAAAACAAACCAUAAAAAAGCAGUAUUUACAGCCAUAAAAUAGUGAUCCAUUAAUGGAACAAUCACUCCAGUCAACACAGAAGAUAGGACAACAUUCAUACAAUUUUAGGUAAAUGUAUGAAUGUUGCCUGAUACUUACACACACACAAAAAGAGAUAAAUUGCAUGUGUUAAUAAACCAAAAUGAACAUGACUUCAUGACUGAAUUAAGAAAUACGUUGAAUUCAGGAAUAUGUUGAAUUACACAGGAGCACAAAUCAUCAUAUUCUCACUUAACAGAAUGGUAGGGAACUUUCUCAUGUUUUUCUACUUUUUCAUUAUACUUUUUUUCAUUUUUUUCUUUCCCUUCCUGUCUUGGAUGUAAGCUUCAGAGUGGUACCAAGGUGCUUAGCAUUAGUGGCAGAGUGACAGAACUUUGGAAUCUCUGUGCAGGCCAAAUUAAGUUCUAAUCCCUAAAUCUUUAUGUUAAUAACUUUCCAAACAUUUUAAAAAGCAUAUAAAACACACACACACACACACACACACACACACACACACACACACACCACAUGCCUUUUAAAGAAGGAACCAGCAUUUUUUGUGCUUUUAAAUUGAAUUCUUGUGAAACCUUAUGUCACAUCAUUUCACAAUUGCAGUGCUGGUAUUUAAGGCUGAUGAGAAUUCUCUGGCAAACAAAUAGAGAACUUUGUCCUAGUUUUUGUUCUUAACAGGUUGAAACUGGAAAUAUUCUCUUGAGAAUUCAAGAUAAAACAUUUGUGUUUGUGUUACCAUAUGCAUAAACACAUAAGAAUCAUAUGAAACUGCUGCUUCAUCAGUUUUACAUAUUUGUAUUCUCAUUGAAAAGUGUACCUAUUUUUUAUAGCUCCCAAGGAGAUGCUGAAUUCAUUUUUUAUGUUGGAAAACUUUUUGUAGUAAUUUUUCUUUGGGAAGAAAUGAGCAUAAAAAGAAUACUCUAAAGGAAUUAUUACAGCAAAUUACAAAGAAC